Molecule: messenger RNA, 1057 nt
Organism: Coffea eugenioides
Lineage: Eukaryota; Viridiplantae; Streptophyta; Magnoliopsida; Gentianales; Rubiaceae
Product: cell number regulator 8
Exons: 3
Coding region: 151-888 (245 amino acids)
Source: RefSeq, a predicted model, not a curated record
ACCUUUUCCAAUCUUUCACCACUCUCCCUAUUCGUACGUUUCUCCCAAUCUUUGUUGUUAAGUUUCUUUAGCUCCCAAAAUACCAAAUCUCCUUCCUCCUUAUUUUCAGGAUUUUCUGAGGAAUAUAGUGUAGUUCCUGGAUCCCUAAUAAUGGCCAAUUCCGAGGAAUCGAGUCCUCUUUUGCCUAAGCAACAAGAGUCUAAAGUGGAAAAAGACCUCAGCCAGAAUGAAGCUGUUUACCCCACCAAAUCCGCCGACGGCAAGGCGCCCGAUGCAGCUAAGAAAUCAGCUCCUCCCAUUCCGAUGAGUUGGACCGCCAAUGGUCUGCCACUCAGCCAUGGGAGCGUCAUGGGGGAGCCUAUGAUGGGUAGGGCCCACUGGGACUCCAGCCUCUGCGCCUGUCUGGGCAGGAAUGAUGACUUUUGCAGCAGCGAUCUUGAAGUUUGUCUGCUAGGAAGUGUGGCACCUUGUGUUCUCUAUGGUAGCAAUGCUGAAAGACUUGGAUCAGCGCCAGGGGCUUUCGCAAAUCACUGCUUGCCUUACACAGGUCUGUACCUGAUUGGGAAUUCCCUUUUUGGCUGGAACUGCUUAGCACCCUGGUUUUCAUACUCCAGCCGUACUGCUAUCCGCCGAAAGUUCAAUUUGGAGGGAAGCUGUGAAGCGCUUGCCAGAUCAUGUGGGUGCUGUGGAAGCUUUGUGGAGGAUGAGGCGCAACGUGAGCAGUGUGAAACAGCCUGUGACUUCGCAACCCAUGUCUUCUGCCAUGCAUGCGCCCUUUGUCAGGAAGGUCGUGAGGUUCGUCGCAGGCUUCAUCACCCUGGAUUCAAUGCCCAUCCAGUCUUGGUCAUGAUUCCACCAGGAGAGCAGAUUAUGGGCCGAGGAGCCUGAAUAUGAUGCCUGAAUAACUUGCAAAAUUUGAAUGUCAGUUUAUUUUGUCUGUUUGAUAUGUAUAAAUAAAUAAACAUCUAUGAAAACUUUAAAGACUUGUAAGUUUGUAUUGGCCAAGUCUAUGUACUUUUCGAGUGAAUGAUCCUAGGAGUAUUAUUUACAACUUGCA